AUGUCAAAUGGUUUCCCUCUUAUUAAUUUAAUCUUAUCUUCAUUACUUAGAGCUCUCUUUCCCUGUGGAGAUUCCAUGGUGUGCAUUAUUGAUGAUAGAGAGGACGUAUGGAAUUACUCCCCAAACUUAAUCCAUGUGAAGCCCUACCGCUUCUUCCAAGGCACCGCAGACAUCAACGCUCCACCAGGACUGGAGAAAAAGGAACAUGAUAAAGACCCACUAACUCACAAAGUACAUGUCAUCUCCAGAUCCAACAGCAAAGAGGACAACGGUGAGAAAGGGGAAGAUAAAGAGGGGAAGGGGGGAGAAACUGAAGAGAAAGAGGGAGGAAAGGGUGGCGGAACAGAAAAUGGUGAGGCAGCUAAAACCGACUCAGAAAAAACUGAUAGGAAGUGUGAAAAAGACAUUGAGAAAAAAUCCUCUGAUAAUAACACAAAGAAAGAGAAUAAAGAUGAUGUUGAAAGUGCAAAAGAAACAAAUAAAGCUCAAGACAAUGGAAAAGAAGAGGAUUCUGUAAAAAAUAAGGAUGAAAGUAUGGAUUGUGAAAAGAAUGUUCAAUCAAAUUCAGAAGCUGCAAAAGCAGUUUCACGUGAUACAGAAAAGUCAGAUAGUGAAAAGAAUGGAAAAGUGGAGGAAAGUGAAGAAAAGAAAGAUGACAGAGAGAAGGAAGAAGAUGUGAAGACAGAGGAUGUGGAAAUUGAGUGGGAUGAUGAUGAUGACUAUUUAUUGUACUUAGAAGAAAUCCUGACCACCGUUCAUAAGGCAUUUUACGAUAUGUAUGAUCAGCUCAAAUUAAAGGGAGAGAAUGCGGAAAAACCUGAUAUGAAAAACAUCCUACCUUACGUGAAAAGAAAAGUGCUUAAAGGAAAAAAUAUUCUAUUUAGUGGUGUUUUUCCUAUGAGUGUUCCAUUAGAGAAGAGUAGGGCCUACCAUGUGGCUAAAAUGCUUGGUGCAAAUGUUCACACAGACUUCAUACCUAGAGCAAAAGAUGGUUCAAAUAAAUCGGACUACACAACUCAUGUAGUGGCAGCUAGACUUGGAACUGUUAAGGUCAAAAUGGCCCAGAAACACAAAUAUGUGAAAUUAGUGAAUCCUCAAUGGCUGUGGGCAUGUGCAGAAAGAAUGCAGCAUGUGGAUGAAAGACUUUAUCCACUUAAUGACUCCACUUCUGGAAAUGCUUACUGUGAAAGUCCUGAUCCAUCACGGCUCAAUAGAAAACGCAAAAAUGAAGAGGAAUCAGACUCAGGAAAACGGUCUAGGAGGAAUGAUGAUGGUGACAAAAUUCCUCCCCAAGAAGAAAUGGAGGCAUCAGAAAAGGUGGAAAAAGAUGAAGAGGUGGAAGACCUGAAAGUGAAAUCGGCAGCUAAAAUCACCUCUGCUCGUUUCUCCACCAGCUAUAACCCAAUGUUAGCCUUCUCAGAUGAAGAUCUAGAAUGCAUGGACAAGGAAGUGGAAGACUUAAUGGACGAGGAUGGAGAUGAAUCUGAGGAAGAUGAUAUCGACCGAAAUGAGAGGAUCCGAAUGUCUGUCCUCAGCAGUGGGGAUGACGACAACUCCAGUAGCGAGGAGAGCAUGUCGGGGGAUCUCCCCAGGGGGUGGAGCCUGAAAAAAAGGCACAGGUCCUCCAAGUCAGGGGACAGUAGCUCUGAUAAUGAGGAAACCCAGAAGCACAGAGACGAAGAGAGUGAAAAUGAAUUAGAAAAGUAUGAAAAAACAGUGGCAGCUUUUGCACCAGAUACUGAAUCUGAAACACAAGAUUCUUUUGCGGAAUCUAUUGGCUCUGUUGAUGAUGAAAUGGCAGAGGCUGUGGAAAGAGAAUUUCUGGCCAACUGAUUGUUAAAGAUUUUAGUCAGUUAUUAAUGUUUUAAUAAAUUUAUUUUCUUUGA
This is a messenger RNA of Saccostrea cuccullata (small rock oyster), 1886 nucleotides long. RefSeq names its product RNA polymerase II subunit A C-terminal domain phosphatase-like. The record is from RefSeq and is a predicted model, not a curated record. The transcript has a single exon. Bases 1 to 1833 code for a protein of 610 amino acids. Gene Ontology annotation, molecular function: RNA polymerase II CTD heptapeptide repeat phosphatase activity. NCBI's taxonomy places the organism in Eukaryota, Metazoa, Mollusca, Bivalvia, Ostreida, Ostreidae.